AUGAAGACACCCGAACUUCAUCACAGCUCCGGACGCCGGGUGGACAUGCCUCUCAAGGUUGGAGUGCUCGGCGCCGGCGCGGUGGGCGCGUACGUCGGCGGGCUGAUCGCGCUGCGCACGAAGUCCGACGUCGUCAUGGUCGGCAGGCGGCGCUUCGUCGACCAGGUCUCCGCGGGUGGCGUGACCCUCCGCCCUGAUCCGAGGAGGCCGCGCGACGUGCACAGCAUCCGCGCGAUGCACGUGACCGUUGAUGACGAUCCCAAGGCGCUCGCGGGUUGCGACAUCGUCCUCGUCGCGGUCAAGUCCACGGCUACCGCGGAUGCCGCGGCGCAGCUCGAGCGCAUCGCCGAGAGGGGCGGGUUCCCCCCGCACGCGCUCGUGCUCUCGCUUCAAAACGGCGUCGGCAAUGGCUCGAUCCUCGUCAGGGCGCUGGAGAAGCACGGGGUCGCCACGCUCCCUUGCAUGGUCAACUUCAACGUCGUCUGGGACUCGUACGCGUCCGACGACGUUCGCGACGGGUGCAAGAUCCGCCGAUGCACCCCCGCCAAGCCCGGCAUGCCCUGCGUCGGCAUUCACAACCUCCCCGAGAGAGCCGAGGCGGACGGCACCGGACUCGUCGACCACCCGUCCGUGUUCGCCGCCAAGAAGGCCAACCUCGCGGCGUUCGUCGAGGCGCUGCGCGAAACCGGACUGGCCGUGUCGUUGGAGCGCGACAUCCUCCCCGUUCAGUACGGCAAGCUGCUCAUCAACCUCCAGUCCCCGGUCAACGCAAUCUCCGGAGCUCCGGUUCCCACGACGCUGUCGCGCCGACGGUUCCGAAUGGCGUGGCGCGCGCUCGUGCUCGAGGCGUUGGACGUGUUCCGAGCGUGUGGGAUCAAACCCGCACGGCCGUACGUCCCGUUCCUCCCGUUCGUGCUCGCGCUGCCGGACUGGGCGUACAACGCGGCGGCGUUCGCGCUGUUCCCGCUGGACCCCGGGUGCAAAUCUUCCAUGCUGCAGGAUUGCGAAACCGGGCGGGCGACGGAGAUCGACGCGCUGUGCGGGGAGAUCGUGAGGCUCGCGCGACGGAACGCUAACCGCGCGAGGGACGAGGACGCGGGCGCGGGCGGCGAGGGAGGGGACGACGCGCGGGGGAUCGGGCGGGGGAUCGGGCGAGCGCUCGCGGCGUUGGGAUUUGGUUUUGGUGGUUUUGGAUUUGGUUUUGGAUUCGGACGGGGGAGCAGCCGGAGGGGUCGGACCGCGCCGCUCAACGCUCGCGCGAUCGAGCUGGUCCGAAGGUUGGAGCGGGUGGGACUGCCGGACGGGCGCAUGGGGCCCGACGAGCUGUGGGAGGCGCUGACGCGAUGA
This is a messenger RNA of Micromonas commoda, 1347 nucleotides long. RefSeq lists its product with no specific name. Gene Ontology annotation, molecular function: oxidoreductase activity. The record is from RefSeq and is a predicted model, not a curated record. Bases 1 to 1347 code for a protein of 448 amino acids. The transcript has a single exon. Lineage: Eukaryota; Viridiplantae; Chlorophyta; Mamiellophyceae; Mamiellales; Mamiellaceae. Gene Ontology annotation, cellular component: cytoplasm.